Pieris napi is the source of this 671-nucleotide messenger RNA. RefSeq names its product acyl carrier protein, mitochondrial (gene ND-ACP). Gene Ontology annotation, biological process: fatty acid biosynthetic process. Bases 57 to 518 code for a protein of 153 amino acids. The record is from RefSeq and is a predicted model, not a curated record. The transcript has 3 exons. Gene Ontology annotation, molecular function: acyl carrier activity; acyl binding. Lineage: Eukaryota; Metazoa; Arthropoda; Insecta; Lepidoptera; Pieridae. Gene Ontology annotation, cellular component: mitochondrion.
UUGACAUUUGUGUUGCUCUAAGUUCCCUUGUCUGUUAGAAAAUAUUGAGCCCGAAAAUGGCUGCAGCAAGUCUUAUUCGAAGUGCUUUUAGUGGAUUAAUUCGGAAAUCCACCACAAUUAAAACUCCGGUCGUGUGCCGGCUGUCCACUGUGGCUUUGCAACAAAAAUAUCACACGGUGAAAACUAUCGCAAAGCUAUACAAUACUUCUGACUUACAGAAUGGGGUAUCACGUUCGCGUCAAUAUGCCACAGGGCCCGUGCGUAAGGUCACACCUCAGGACAUAGCAGACCGAGUGAUGAAAGUGUGCAAGGCUUACGACAAACUAACUAGUGUGCAGCUUUCCUUGGAAUCACAUUUCAUUCAAGACCUAGGUCUUGAUUCACUAGACCAUGUAGAAGUUAUAAUGGCAAUGGAAGAUGAAUUUGGCUUUGAAAUCCCCGAUGGAGAUGCGGAGAGACUUCUAAGACCUAAAGACAUAGUUCAAUAUAUUUGCGAUAAGGAAGACAUAUUUGAAUAAGUUUUUAGAUCUUAAAAUUUUGAUUUGGUCUACAAUUCAGCAUAGUACCUAGAUUUGUUUUAAUUUUAAAAACAAGCACUGAAUGUCUGUACAUCAAGAGAUGUAAAAAUGUAAAUUGUUUAUAUUUCAUUAUAUGCCUGUUAGAGUAGAUCA